AACCAUUACACUUCCGGUAUAGCUGACAUUAGUUCAAAUUUGGACAUUUCUGAAAUAUGCCCCCUAAAAAGAAAAAGGGAGGUAAGAAGAAGGGCAAAGGAAAGAAAGGAGGUGCUACACCUGCAGGUGGGGAAGAAGUACCUCCAACAGAAAAGGAAGUAUUACUUAAACAAGAACUUGACAACUUGACAGAGGAGCUAGAAAGAGUAAAGAAAAAAGUGGAUGAAAUGCGCCAAGAAAAUGAAUGGCUGCAACAGGAAGCACACAAAGUCAGAGUGGAAAGCCAUGAGUACAUGAACUACAUGCAGAAGAAGACCAGUAAGAGGCAGUCUCUGAUCAUCUCCCUCAGUGAUCAGAACCAGCAGGAGAUUCAGAACAUCCUGGAACAGAAAGCUAACAUGCUGCAAGAGUAUGAAGAGAAGAAGGCAGGUUUAAGAUCAAUACUCAUGGAAAAAGAAAACUUGCUGUCCAAGACCAAACAAGAGCUGGAGGAUUUACAAGAAUACAAGAACUUACAAAAAGACCAGCUGUCAAAGAUUAAGGAGCUGGAGAAAGAGGUGCAGAAAAUGAGAGGGGUGCACUCUGACACCAUACAGAAGCUGAAGUCCGAGUUCCUCAAAGACAAGCGUGAAUUUAACCAAGACUCCCAGAACAGAAUAUCUUCCCUGAAGGCACAGGCAGACAAGGAAGCCCUGCAGUGCCUGAACGAACACACCAAAAGGAUUAAAGAGGAGAACAGAGAACUGCGUAAAAAACUUUUCAGACUCAUUCAGAAAACGCGGGCUCUGCACGAGCACAAGAAACAGUUAGAGGAACAGAAAAAGGAACUGUUACGAGAACAGCAGUAUGCUAGGGACUUGAAGAAACUACGACAGACACGUCAGCACAAGGUGCUGCAGUCGUUUGGUUUGUUGGAGGAGAGGGAGGAGAGUUCUGAAGACCCAGAACUGCUGCAGACACCCUCCACUAGAGGGUAGGGCAGUGCAUUAGACAAGACAAGCUGGUGGUAACAGCUAGCCACAAG
Molecule: messenger RNA, 1024 nt
Organism: Lingula anatina
Lineage: Eukaryota; Metazoa; Brachiopoda; Lingulata; Lingulida; Lingulidae
Source: RefSeq, a predicted model, not a curated record